Messenger RNA from Prosopis cineraria, 2224 nucleotides. Its product is annotated as probable disease resistance protein At4g27220. Gene Ontology annotation, molecular function: protein binding. The record is from RefSeq and is a predicted model, not a curated record. The transcript is spliced from 2 exons. Bases 1 to 1935 code for a protein of 644 amino acids. NCBI's taxonomy places the organism in Eukaryota, Viridiplantae, Streptophyta, Magnoliopsida, Fabales, Fabaceae.
AUGAGAAACACAACUAAUAUAAGAGAGUGGGAGAAUGCACGGGAGGAGUUAAGAACUUCAAGUACUGGCAUAUACACUAUUGAUGAAGUGGUGUGUUCUCGUUUGAAGUUGAGCUAUUUAAAACUAAAGGAUGAUACAAGGCGGUCGUGCUUUCUAUAUUGUUCCUUAUACCCAAGAGGUCACCUAAUUGAUGAGAAUGAAUUGAUUAAUUAUUGGGUAUGGGAAGAUUUAUUGGAAGGUCGAAGCACGUCUGUGAUGAAACGAAAGGGGCAAAUGAUUAUAGAUGAACUAAUAUCAGGAUGCUUGCUGGAAUCAAAGAUUGAAAAUGGGGUGAGAUUUGUUAAAUUGCAUGAUGUGGUAAGAGACAUGGCAAUCACAAUCAUGAGUACAAAGCCUAAAUGCGUUGUGAAUGCUGGCAUGAAACAAGUAAAACCAGCAAUACCUCAGGAAUGGAGAGAGGAUAUUCAAUGGGUAUCGUUGAUGAGAAAUGAUGUGAAAUCUAUAGACUUCAGUCCAACGUGUCCUAGACUCACUUCUUUGCUACUUCAAUACAACUCAUUUGAAGACAACAUAUCACACCACUUCUUUGACAACAUGCAUGGGCUAAAAGUUCUUAAUCUCUCAUAUACUGGAAUUCAUGUUUUGCCGGUGUCUUUUUCGAAUUUGGAAAAUCUACAUUCCUUGUUGUUGAGUCACUGUUGGAAUCUUGUUGAAGUUCCAUCUUUAGAAAGGCUCACUAAAUUGAAGCAUUUAGAUUUUUCAUUUUCUAGAGGUUUAACAAAACUUCCACUAGGGACGGAACAAUUGACUGAUUUGAGACACUUGGAUUUCUCCUUCACGUCUGUCCAAAACUUACCUGCUGGACUCAUAUCCAAAUUUACUCUUCUGGAGGGCUUGUUGAUGUUGGGUUCGCAUAUGAUUGGGGUAUCAUCUAAGAGUGCAGAACGCACCUUGUAUCCAGUGAAAGUGGAAGAAAUCAUGUCCUGUCGUAAUCUGUCUCUUCUACACAUGCAAUUCCUUGACAUUGAAGCAUAUCGAAAAUUUGCUAAAUUUUUGAAGCAUUCUCUGUUAAAGGAGUUGAAGCUUGUUGUCAGGGUUUUUGGCGACGUUCCAGAAUUAUCUGAGAAAAUUAGUUUGGCAAUACAUGGGGGAGACAAAAAAAGCGACAUUUCAGUAGCCGAGAGUACUGCAUUGAUUCCACGAAUUGUAGAGGAAUUAAUAAUUUCUUCUUUUUUUGGUAUGAAAUGCUUGUCUUCGUACUUAUUGGAUGCAAUGUACUUGAAAAGGUGCCAAUUAUAUGGGUGUCCUGACUUGGAAUGCAUUGUUGAAUCAGAGGAGAAUAAUCUGUCCGGGCUAGAGACAAUGAAUCUAUAUUGUUUGCGAAGGUUGAGGAUGAUCUGUGGGAAAGUGGUGAGACCAUGUACUCUAAUGAACCUCAAGAGUAUUCAUGCGUCAUACUGUGAUUCGUUGAAAUGUCUAUUCCCAAGGCAGCUCAUGGACGAGCUUAAAAGUCUGGAAGAAAUUGCCAUCAGAUGGUGCCCCAAGAUGGAAGCAAUUAUUGAAGGAGAGAGGAAUGUAAACGCUGAAAGCAGCAGCCAUGCUGCCAAAGUGAUCCUUCCAAAAUUGCAAAGGUUGAAAUUGAAGGAGUUGCCAAGACUGAAAAGCAUAUACAAAGGGGACAUUGAAUGCAAUUCUCUGCGCACUAUUGAAGUUGAGGACUGCGAUGCUCUGAAUAAGUUGCCUCCGGGUUUGUUUGGAGCAGAGGCUGGUCAGCAAAUCUCACCAUCAGCCACCCUCCAACAAAUAACAUGUACAUACACAUGGUGGCAAUCAUUGCAGUGGGACCAACCUGAAGCUAAGAUUCUCCUUCAACCAUACUUAGUCAAUUACUUCAACAGUAAUGUGGCAGGGAGACAUGCAGGGACAAGAUUUUGAGUCCGAGCACCAGCUAUACUGCCGUCAGCAGCAGUUAUACUGCCUUCAGCGGCAGUUAGAUACCUGAAGACAGUAACAGUAUACGAAGGGAGGCAUGGAGCUAGCCGCACAAUAUCUUGAUCUGAUUCCACGAAUAUUGUUAAUUUAUUGUUAAUGUUGAUUUUUUCUUAUUAAUGAAGUUUGAUGUUUGGUAAAGAAAACAUAGUUAGUUUUGUUUGAUCUGAAUGAUUUCAAAGCUACCUUAUUUCUUUUCAAGAUUUGUAUUGAACGCAUAUGCUUUCAUGAAUGA